AAGCUGCCGACAGUCUCCUCUUGAGGAAUUGGCAAAAGCUUGCUAUUUUUCUCCUCUUUUCUUGUUCAAGAACAAGAUUUAAAGCUUGGAAAUCUUUCCCCCUCUGUAGAAUUUCCAGAUCUGGUCUGCUCUUCCUCCCCUGUCCGCGAGCUGCAGCUUGUGGUGCGAAUUUCUGGCCUUUUUCUGUUCUCUGCGAAUCUCGUCUUUGCCAUGCUCGCCAGAUCUAGUUCUGCUUGCCAGAAAAUUUCAGUUCUUGAGUGUUCUAUCACCCGAGUAUUUGGCUUGAGUUCUCGGUAUUACGGAUUUGAGGAAGCGAAGUCAAGGAUGGGGAAAAACGAGGGGAGUGACGAGUUAGAAGGCUAGCCAUCUUGUAAAUUAAACAUAGAUUUUAGAUAUAAAUCAUGAUCUUGUAAGCUAGAUUUUAUUUGGAGAUUUUAUGAUAUUAGGGCAAAUUUUAAAAUUUUAUCUUUAGAUUUUGUGGUAUCAGAUUGUGGUAUGA
Messenger RNA from Rubroshorea leprosula, 499 nucleotides. NCBI's taxonomy places the organism in Eukaryota, Viridiplantae, Streptophyta, Magnoliopsida, Malvales, Dipterocarpaceae. The record is from the annotation of a GenBank genome assembly.